Molecule: messenger RNA, 594 nt
Organism: Closterium sp. NIES-65
Lineage: Eukaryota; Viridiplantae; Streptophyta; Zygnematophyceae; Desmidiales; Closteriaceae
Source: the annotation of a GenBank genome assembly
AUGGGAGGGUACUACUUCCGCCCCGGCACCGGCUCAGGGCGCCGCAAGUGGCAGGUGUACCUUCCCGGGGGUGGUUGGUGCGUCACUGUUGCAGAAUGUGUUGAGAGGGCGGGCACAGGAUUCGGGUCCACAAGAGGAUACCCAUCCACCCCAGCGGCCGAGCGUGGUUUGGCGGCUGUGCUCGAAGACCUCCAGCACCACCGUGGAUUUGGCGCUGCCUCCCAGAUUUUGCUUUCGGGCAGCUCGGCUGGCGGGCAGGCCACGGCAAACCUCUUAGCCAUCCCAGUAGCCAUCUCAGUAGCCAUCUCAGUAGCCAUCCCAGUAGCCAUCUCAGUAGCCAUCUCAGUAGCCAUCCCAGUAGCCAUCUCAGUAGCCAUCUCAGUAGCCAUCCCAGUAGCCAUCCCAGUAGCCAUCUCAGUAGCCAUCCCAGUGCACCUUUCGUGCGGUGGCACGGAAAUUGACCUGGCUGCAUCGUCCGUUCAACCCCACCUGCUCCCAAGCCGCCAGGCGAUCCGAGCAAUGGAAGUGCUUCUUCCUACAGCACACCCUUCUCAACAUCUCCACUCCAAUCUUCCUCUUCCAAACCCCAUUUGA